This is a messenger RNA of Phytophthora infestans T30-4, 348 nucleotides long. RefSeq names its product secreted RxLR effector peptide protein, putative. Lineage: Eukaryota; Oomycota; Peronosporomycetes; Peronosporales; Peronosporaceae. The coding region runs from base 1 to 348 and encodes 115 amino acids. The record is from RefSeq and is a predicted model, not a curated record. The transcript has a single exon.
AUGCUGCUGAUAUUUCUACACGUAGCACUGCUAGCAAUUGCGUCUACUUCGGCGUUCGGCGAGAGGAACGACCUGAUGACUACCGCCGACAAUGGACGUGUCCUCGAGGAGCACCGCUACCUCAGAGACAGCAAAGUAACCAAGUCGAGGGUGGAUAACGAGGAGAGAGCCGUAACCCCGCAGUUUGCCCAGGUGACUCAUGGUCUAUUUUUCCAGUUUCUAGCAGCCAUUGGAAGGCCUGUGGCUAAGCCCGUAAAAUGGCUUGGGCGACUGACAGGUAAAGGUUUAGAUGUCUUGCGCCGUUUGUUUGCAACCCUGCUUCGAAGACACCAUCACAGCACCGCAUGA